Molecule: messenger RNA, 1689 nt
Organism: Diaporthe amygdali
Lineage: Eukaryota; Fungi; Ascomycota; Sordariomycetes; Diaporthales; Diaporthaceae
Product: MFS general substrate transporter
Exons: 1
Coding region: 1-1689 (562 amino acids)
Biological process (GO): transmembrane transport
Molecular function (GO): transmembrane transporter activity
Source: RefSeq, a predicted model, not a curated record
AUGGCCGAACGCAACACCGAAAGCGAAGAGCCACGCGCUCACGCGCAAGGCACCCCGCGUGCAGCCGAUCCGGUGACCCUAUCGGCAUCGACAGCUGCAGCUGAAGCAGUGAUGCCGCCGACGGCGAGCCAGGAUGAUUCAAAACCCUACUCAAUAUUCUCGACCACGCACCGCCGAAUUCUCACAGCUAUCCUAGGCAUAGCCAGCAUUGCCUCACCCCUGAGUGCCAACAUCUACCUGCCUCUUCUUCCUCUUCUCCAGACGCAAUACCGCUCGUCUGCGCAGGCCAUCAACCUCACCCUCACACUCUACGUCGUCGUCCAGGCUGUGAUGCCGGCAUUCUUUGCCCCAGCUGCAGAUGCUCAUGGUAGGCGACUCAUCAGCAUCAUUACUUACAUCAUCUUCACCGUGGCGAGUCUGGGUCUCGCCAUUAACGAUGUCUCUGGCAAUAGGUCCUACGUCGCACUCAUCCUACUGCGUGCGAUGUCAGCACUGGGAGUCUCAGCCUGCGCGAGCAUCACGUAUGGAGUCGUCAGUGAUGUCUGCAUUCCGGCCCAGAGGGGCACCAUGGUCGGACCUGCGAUCAGUGCCGCAAAUGUGGGGACAGUCUUGGGCCCAGUUGUUGGUGGGCUGAUUGCCUGGCGCACAGGGAGCGGUACAUGGGUCUUCUUCACUUUGGCCAUAUUUGGAGCAACGAGUCUGGUGCUGAUGGUCUUCCUCCUGCCCGAGACAGCGAGGUCAGUUGUCGGAGACGGGAGCGAGGGUCGCAGGCUUGAAAAGACAGGCUGGAAAGAUUUCAUUCUACUUGGUCCUCGAUGGGGUCAACGCCGAGGGCCUGAAGCCGAAGAUGGAGUGUGCGGUGAUAGAGAACUGUAUGCUGCGACAAUAGGUGAGAAAAGAGUGUCCAAAACCCAGGCACAUACCGCUUCUGCUACAGUAAAGGCGACGAAGAAGUUCUUUAUUCCUAAUCCCUUCUCAUGCCUGUCCAUUAUACUCGCACGGGACACUGCUCUUAUCUUGUGGCUAGCAAGCUGCAAUUAUGCUGUCUGGUACUGUGUCACAGCCUCCAUACCACAGAUCUAUGCCAACAACUAUGGUUGGAGCGAGCUCAAUAUUGGUCUGGCUUAUCUCCCUGCAGCUAUCACUAUAUUUGCCUCAGGUUUCAUCACUGGGCCCUGGAACAAUCAUAAAUAUAGAAAGACGGCACGUGAAGAAGGAGUUCCCGCGGAUAGUCAUCGAGUGGACGGCUUCCCCAUCGAAAAAGCUCGCGUUCGACAGCUUUGGCCUUCCUUCUUCUGCACGCAUAUAGGCAUUGCUGGCCUGGGAUGGACUGUUCAACAACGCGUUCAUCCAGCAGUCCCAUUGGUGAUUCAGGCAAUCGUCGGAUGUAUUCAGAGCACUCUCUUCUUUGCCUUCAAUACACUGCUAGUCGACGUUCACCCUGAUAGACCCAGCACAGCCUCUGCAGCUGCGUCACUUGUUCGCAGCGGGCUGAGUGGGAUUGGGGUUGCUAUCCUGCAACCGUUGACCAAUGCACUUGGCUGGGGCUGGUACUUCACUUUGAUGGCUCUUGUCGUUGGAAUCUUGCAAGGCGUUGGGAUGAUAAUGCUUCUAAGGUGGGGUCGCAGAUGGAGGGAGCAGAGAAGGAACGACGUUGGCCAAGCAAGUGAAAGGCCGCCAAGAGCAUAG